Messenger RNA from Rhea pennata, 2528 nucleotides. It is a transcript of the gene LSP1, whose product is annotated as lymphocyte specific protein 1. Gene Ontology annotation, molecular function: actin binding. Bases 76 to 1131 code for a protein of 351 amino acids. The record is from RefSeq and is a predicted model, not a curated record. The transcript is spliced from 11 exons. Lineage: Eukaryota; Metazoa; Chordata; Aves; Rheiformes; Rheidae. Gene Ontology annotation, biological process: signal transduction.
CGGCGGCGGGGCGGCGGCGGGAGCGCGCCCGCGGGGACGGGGACGGCGGCGGAGCGGCGGAGCCGCCUCGGCAGCAUGAGCGGCGCGGUGCUGCGGCGCCACUGCAGCAAGCAGGGCUUGCAAAACCUCCUGCGGCUGACGGCACAGUGGAGCGUGGAGGAUGAGGAGGAAGCGGCGAGAGAGCGGCGCCGGCGGGAGCGGGAGAAACAGCUGAGGUCCCAGGCCGAAGAGGGCUUGAACGAUGCCAGCUCCUGCUCAGAGAGUGGCCUUCCAGCACAGGAAAACCACUAUGACUUUAAGCCCUCUGAAACUUCGGAGCUGGACGAAGAUGAGGGGUUCAGUGACUGGUCCCAGAAACUUGAGCAGCGCAAACAGAGGUCUCCGCAACAGUCAUAUGAGGAAGAGGACGGUGGUGUGAGGGAAGCUGCUGCCAAACUGGAGCAGAUCCAGCUGGACCAGGAAAGCCCAGAGGAGAUCCGAGAAGAGAAUAUGAUGAUGAGGGAGGAAGAGAGGCUGUGCUGUGAAGAAGAUGAUGUCCGAGAGCAACAGGAGGAGGACAGAGCUGAGCAAGAGGAAAAGAAGAGAAGGAGAAAUGAAGAGGAGGAAAUGCCAGAAAAACGCCAGAAAGCUCCAAGCCCUGCCAGCCUGGAGGAGGAGGAGCUGUACUCUGACCACACUGCCAUGUGCUCCACUAAGAUCACGGACAGAACUGAAUCACUGAACCGCUCAAUAAAGAAAAGUAAUAGCAUAAAGAAGACUCAGCCUCCCCUUCCUGUAUCGAAGAUAGAUGAUAGACUGGAGCAAUACACGCAGGCCAUUGAGACAUCCACAAAGGCUCCAAAACCCAUCCGACAACCAUCCCUUGACAUUCCCACCACAAGCAUGAUGGUAGCCAGCACAAAAAGCCUCUGGGAGACUGGAGAGGUUGCAGCUCAGUCCUCUGUGAAGUCACCAGCCUGUAAGGAUAUUGUGGCUGGAGACAUCGUGAGCAAAAGAAGCCUUUGGGAACGGAAGGGUAAUCCCAAACCUGAGACCAAUAUCAAGUCCACUCCUGGGAAAAAGUAUAAGUUUGUUGCAACAGGCCAUGGCCAGUACAAGAAAGUGCUGAUAGAUGAUGCGACAGAGCAAUAACGUGCCUGGAGAACCCAUUAACCAGCUGAACUUGGUCCUGGCCCGAUGCAACCCUCAAUGUCAAUAUAUUCCUCUGCUCCAAGGAAGAUACUCAAAAGAUGUUUCUCUUCUCCUCCUGCCUGAAGUCAGUCUGCUUCAGUACAACCUCUGUCCUCUCUGGGUGUGAGCAAUACUCUAUGCUGUCUCCAGUCAGGUGAAAGAAACCAAAUCAGCUGGCAAAAAUGAUCCCUAUUUUAACCUUCUAAGUGACUCUGGCUAUUUUUUUUUUUUAAUCUGGCUCUGCUCUGGAGAUGAAAAGCUGUGGCUCUUCUCCCUCUCUCUAUCAAGUGCUUGAAGAGAAGAAUCUACUGAUCUGCCCAGCUGGCAGGUAUUUUGCUACAAAAUGAAGAAUUUCUAAUGGAUGGUAGGGAAGAGGAAGCUGAAUAGAAACCAAGUAAAAGAAUCAAUGUUUGAAAAGAGAGCAAUGGGCAGAUCUUGAAUGUCAGGAGACUGCAAGGAUCUUUUAUCACUACCACUUGUAUCAGCUGUGGUUAAAUUCUUCCCCUGUUUGCAGUAUAGCUUCUUUCCCUCUACAACAUCUGCUCUGAGGGACACAUCUACCGGUCUAUCUGCAUGCACAUCAAAGCCAAAUAACCUUUAAACUGGUCCUGUUUUAUUCUUUAGUUUCCAGAUCACCAGUUUAAUCACAGCUGAGUACCCAUGCCAAAAUAUUCCCGCCACUCUUCCAUCUCAACAGUGACCAUAGAAGUUUAGUUUCAGAGAGCUGCUGCCUUCCUCUCCCUAUUAAACAGGAACGUGGGCCUGAGGCUUCCUCUUCCAGGUGAGGAGUGUUAAUUACUGGCACUAUCUCCCUUCUCUGCGAAGGGAUUUGCUUUUCUCUGUACCUGGGCUCCACUGCAAGGAGUUGAAACACUUAUUUCUGAAUGUCAGACAGGUGUGUUGAUAACAUGCAAAUUAUGCUCCUGGAGGGGGUCUAGAUAUCUGAGAAAUGAAUAGAAUUUCCUUAUGCUGGAAGCUCCCUAGAUGAAAAGGCAUCUUAUUGUGUUGUUGGGGGAGGUCAGGGCUCGCUGUGAACAGCGGGAAGCCAACCCCCUGAAGAUAGGCACUCUGAUUUCCAGGCUUUGGGCCACACUUCUGUAAACCAGCUCCUGGGGCUGUUCUUGAACUCUCCUGUGUCUUGACACAUGUCAUUAGCAUGUUCCCAAUUUCCUGUUUAAAAUCUGUUCAUGUCCUCUUCCUGUGAAGACUGUCAACAUAAAUUUGCAACUUGUUUCUGUCCUCCUAGGGGGAGAGCAGCUUCUCUCUCCUCCUGCAACAAUUUGCUUCUUGCUUAAAUUUACUGUGUCCUGAAUAUUUUUUUUGUAAGCAUUUAAUAAAAUUUGAGGAAGAUGUUGUAA